GCUGCCACAACACCCUGGCUGUGUUUUCAGUGUUGAUGACGAAUUUCAGCGCUAUGAAGAAUUGAGCUUUCAUGGAGAUAUUUCAGUUCUGUUGGUCAAAUGCAGUGAAGUUAUUCUGACCGAUUUCCAAAUGGACUGAAACCAAGAAAGUAGAUACUUGACAGGACACAUAAGCUGUUCUGGACACAGUGGCCAAGACAUGCAAAACCGUCAAGAAGAGAAGGAGGCCAUUCAGAAGCGAACUUUCACCCGAUGGAUUAACAUUCACUUGAAAAGGUGUGAGCCACCAAUGGAGGUCUGUGACCUUUUCUCUGAUGUUCAAGAUGGCCGUAUGCUCAUGGCUCUUCUGGAGGAGCUGUCUGGCUGCAAAAUGCUCUACAGAUUCAGACCCCCUACACAUCGCAUUUUUAGACUGAACAACAUCACCAAGGUUCUUAACUUCCUUGAGGACAGAAAUGUGAAAUGUAAAAGCAUCGAUGCCUCAGACGUUGCUGAUGGUAUUCCCUCUGCUGUCCUUGGCCUAAUCUGGACCAUCAUAGUCCUUUUUCAUAUUAAAAAGUCUACAAGGAACAUUAGACAUAUCUUGUCCACAAACAGUGGCAAAUCUAUACAUGCCAGCAGAGAUACCACAUCUAUCUGUACCUCUGCCACGAGUAAUAAAUGGGAAUCAAACACCUUUCCUUCAAGGAAGAGAAAUUCAUCUCACACAUCCAAGUAUCGUGGCACAGCCAUCAAAACUCUUCUGCGAUGGGUCCAAAUAUGCACAUCCAAGUAUGAUGUUGAGGUGCGGGAUUUUGGCAGGAGCUGGAGGAGUGGGUUGGCUUUCCUAGCACUCAUCAAGUCCAUCAAUCCAGCUCUCGUGGACACAAGAACAGCACUGACCAAAUUGCCACAGGAAAAUGUGGCAGAAGCCUUCCGAGUUGCACAUAAUGUCCUGGGUAUUCCUCAGCUUUUAGACCUUGAAGAUGCAACAAUCCGGACACCAGAUGAACAGUCCAUCAUCACCUAUGUGACCCAGUUCUUGGUGUACACACAAAAUCUUGAUAAGGUAAAUGGUUCAGAACUAUACACAGGGAGUUAUGACACAAACACCUACUUACCUGAUGGUUUGAGCUCCCCUUCAUCAGCCCAUGAAAAACAUCCAAGCAUUACAGAACCAGCAUUAUAUGCCUCAGAGGAGGGUAUUUGUUCUCCUGUUGGGACAGGCUCCACUGAAGGGCAGAGCUCUGGGAACUCAUUUCCUGUGAAAGGCACAAGGGGGCAAGCUUGCGCUGAAUUGUCUGUGGAUGUUGAGAUGCUGUCCUUAAGCUCAGAGGAGGGAGUGUACAUGCUCUCAGCUCUGGAUUCUGACGAGGAGGAAGCAUUCCAAUACAUCCUUGCACUCGACGAGGAGGGCAAUGAUCACCCCAGACCAGACUCAGGGUUUCAGCCAGUAAUUGUUCUGAACGAACACCAUUCAAUGCUUAGCAUCUCUCAGUGCAGAGAAGAGGUUGUCUCAAAAAAUAGGAAUGGGUGUAUUUCUGGAUUUGAACAGAUUGCAUUGGCAGAGUCAAUUGCAGUUGGUGAAAAUCAGCAUGCUUGCAAUGAUCAUAAUGGGUAUGUGUCAACACUUCCAGUGGAGGACGUAUGUGGUCAAAUAGUCCCUUUUGAGCUGAUCACGAGUGGAGAGAAUAACUCAGGGACUGACAGAGCAGGAUGUGCAAAAGAAAACCGUCAUUCAGCAGUGAAGACAUCACAUCAGAGAGAGGAUCCACCGUCUAGGAAAGCAAACAGUGAAAUAAAAGAGAGGUUCUGUGCCAAGCUGGAACCACAUGAUCCCAGUGAUGACACGCUUAGUACUGAGGAUCUACAUCACAAUGAUGUUACCAAUGGCAAACACAUAGUUGAGGAUGAUCAACACGUGGAAUGGGCAGAAUCCCACCAAAUGGACAGUUGUACACUUUGUCAUAAUAUUAAAAGAGAUACUGACCAGACGUCACAAAUACAGGCGGAAUGUUUAUCACAGGAAGAGGUUGAGGUUGUGAGAGAAAAGGAAAUGUGUGACACACAGGGUGUGAGUGGCCAACUUCUGGAGAGGGAACCUAGGAUGGACCAUAGGGUUGAAAGAGUGGACGAUCUGGAGAGGGGACCUAGGAUGGACCAUAGGGUUGAAAGAGUGGACGAUCUGGAGAGGGGACCUAGGAUGGACCAUAGGGUUGAAAGAGUGGACGAUCUGGAUGACAGGGACGAAUGCCACCUUUUGUCCAAUGAGGACAUCACUGAACUGAAUACAGAUUCAACAAGGGAAGGGGUGUUGUUUUCAGGAACUGUGGUGACCUAUUGUGAUGUUGACGCAGAAGAGUUCCAUCUGCUCAAAUGGCUUUGGAUUCUCACAUACUGCCUCUUCAUCAUACCUCAACUAGACAUCUGUCAGUAUUUAAAUGACCUCCUAAAAUAAGAACCAUCUCAGUCUUUAAGUAGCUAAAGCAAAGUCCUUUCAGGCCAUAUUGCAAUGCAUUUUGGGUACUUAUCUGGCAUCUAUUUUUCGAGCAGAACAGUGCGUCCGCAAGUCUUCACAACACCAACCUCGAUCCAGCGGCGAGAUCACAACACAUGAUUGGUACAAUGUAUUCAUAACACAUCAACUGAUUGGCGCGAUGUAUUCACAUGUUGAUUUUUGGCCGCAGAAGGGGCGGGAAAUGUGUAGACAUUUGCCAUAUUGGUGAUACGACCUAAACCCAUGCCUUUCUAUGGAGCAUUUUUUGAGUGCUGUGUCUGCUCAUUAAAAAGUCUCAUGUCUAAAGUGUGUGUUAAAGUGCUGUUAUUAAUGGGGGCCGGUGCAAUGUUCUCACACACUCAUUCAUGUGUGUACUA
Alosa alosa (allis shad) is the source of this 2853-nucleotide messenger RNA. RefSeq names its product calmin b (gene clmnb). Gene Ontology annotation, molecular function: actin filament binding. The coding region runs from base 200 to 2437 and encodes 745 amino acids. The transcript has 10 exons. The record is from RefSeq and is a predicted model, not a curated record. NCBI's taxonomy places the organism in Eukaryota, Metazoa, Chordata, Actinopteri, Clupeiformes, Clupeidae. Gene Ontology annotation, biological process: nuclear migration. Gene Ontology annotation, cellular component: meiotic nuclear membrane microtubule tethering complex; nuclear outer membrane; cytoplasm.